AACCAGCGGCCUUACUCUUGACAUAUUAACUUGACACUCGAUCUUACACGGGACAUUAACGCUCGAUUAAACACAUAAAAAAUAAGCCCCAGUCUGUCGCAACUUCAUAGUAAAAAAUAAAUGUAUGAAACGAGACCAAAUUUUAAUGGUGACUAUAUUUGUCUCGCUCACUUUCUUAGUGUUCCUCACUCCCACCCACAAUGUCAUUCGAAUCAUUGUCUAUGCGCUCUGUGUCAAUCAAAUAUUACCGGCGGUAUCAUAUUUUUUAGGUGAAAAAGUGUUCAUUUACCAAGUGUAUUACUGCAAAUAGGUGUUUCAAAGUGUUUAUUCGGAUUUAGCGUUAUUCAGAACAUUUUAUUUAUAAGAAUGGCUUAUAGAAAAUGUGUAAUAUGUGGUUUGAGAUCGGAGCGUAAAGAUGGCAUAAAACGUUAUUUUAUAGCUAGAUUUCCUCUAGAUGAACGUCGGUGUAAAGAAUGGGUAAAAAUGGCAGGAAAUGAGGAUCUAGCUUAUUUGCCCAUUGAAAAACUUAAUCAGUUAAAAUUCGUUUGUGGAAAGCAUUUUAAAAAUAGCGAUUUUAAGAAAAAAGGAACACAGCUGAAGAAAACGGCUGUACCAUCAAUAAGGCUUACUUCUAAGCCACUUCCAGACUCCAUUCUGGCAGAAUUUCCCUGUCACCUUUUCAAAGAACAAGUCUCACGAGAAGAUGAGCCAUCAACUUCUUCUAUUCCUCAACCUCACGUUCCACCCAUUUUAGAACAACCGUUACAUUCUUUUACUCAACACGAAGAAAUUGCUACGAUUGAAGAAGCCUAUCAUAUUUUUAACGAAGAUGAUGUUCCGCCAGUGCAAUACACCGUGAAUAUUACUACAAGUGAACAAUGCACUAUUAAGAAAGAUGUUCCAUCAACAUCUUCAAUGGAUUUUCUACCAAUAAAAUCAACAGAACUUACAUUAGAUGGCAGCAAAAAAGCUGCGCAAAUAAAGAGUAGGCGACCAGAGAAAAUGUACGAUCAAAAUGUCUCUCCACGAAAAAAGAAACUAAUGAAAAAGGUUGAACAUUUAAAAUCGAAAAUGAGAAUAUUUAAAAAAAAGGCAAAAAUGUUCGAUAAUAUUGAAUCAAAAUUUCUUAAGACGAUGAUGUUUUCAGCAAUUAGAAAUCAAAAUCGUUCUGUUCAGGGCAAACGAUGGUCUGAAGAUGAAAAAGCUUUAGCCAUAGCAAUGUAUAAAAAAUCACCGAAAUUAUAUAGGUAUUUAAGACAUUUGUUACCCUUACCUAGUCCAAGGACUUUACAAAAUGUUCUUAGUAAGAUGCCAAUACAUCCUGGAUUCAACAAAGUAGUUAUUGAUCAUCUCAAAAGAAAGGCAAAUGAAUUAUCGGGUAAAAAUAAAACCUGCGUUAUUUUAUUCGAUGAGAUGUCUUUAAAAAAGAGGCUAAUCUUUAAUUCUGCUAAUGAUAAAGUUGAGGGUUAUGAAGAUUUAGGAGAACAUGGUCGAUCGGGAAAUUUAGCUGAUAAAGCUUUAGUUUUAUUAUUACAAGGUGUGCAUAAAAAUUUUAAGCAGCCGCUUGCACACUAUUUUGUCAAAGGUACAAUAUCUUCAGAAAAAUUAGUAGCCAUUAUUAAAAAUGCAAUAAAAAUUGUUACCGAAAUCGGGUUUAAAGUAAUCGCGACUGUCUGUGAUCAAGGCCCAACGAAUGUUGGUGCUUUAAAUUUGCUCAAAAGUUAUCUGGACAACCCGUUGAUAGUAACUCUUACUUGGCGCAUAAUGAGAGAGUUUAUAUAA
Molecule: messenger RNA, 1782 nt
Organism: Manduca sexta (tobacco hornworm)
Lineage: Eukaryota; Metazoa; Arthropoda; Insecta; Lepidoptera; Sphingidae
Exons: 5
Coding region: 367-1782 (471 amino acids)
Source: RefSeq, a predicted model, not a curated record